Messenger RNA from Frieseomelitta varia, 2169 nucleotides. RefSeq lists its product as uncharacterized. The transcript has a single exon. Bases 375 to 1283 code for a protein of 302 amino acids. NCBI's taxonomy places the organism in Eukaryota, Metazoa, Arthropoda, Insecta, Hymenoptera, Apidae. The record is from RefSeq and is a predicted model, not a curated record.
AUGGCGUUUGGGAAUGUUGAAGCAUCAGCUGACAGUUAAUUUGAAUUGGGCUUGUCUUUGUGCGUUGCAAUUUGAAGGUUAAUGUGGUAACGUACUAUUUUUAAACCUGAAUACACGUUCUAAACAAUGGUGCUACUGUAAGUAAACUUAUACGCUUCUUCCAAUUAAAUGGUGCGAAAUCGUAUCAAAGUCUUUGACAUUUUGUAAUGAAUGUCUACAAAAAUUUGUGGUAUUAUUUUCCCAAUUGCGCUGUGAUCGAAAAACCUGAAAAACAUUUUUUGUGAUUAAUUUACAAAAGUUCCUAUACGCACUGUUAUAUUUAUAUAUAUACGAAAGUAUUGUUUUAUUUGUCGUUGAAGAGGAACCACGGAAACAUGAAUGAUUCUUUCCUAGAAGAUUUAGAAUUAGUGCCUACUGAUGUUAAAACUGUAAAUACUUAUCCAGUGGACCGGCAUGUAACAUCAAGAAAUGCAACAUCCUCCCCUGUGCACAUGCUGCAAGGCAAGAGAGAAAAUGUACACAUUGAAAAACAGUCCGGUGUUAAGGAACCAAAUACAAAAGACUUCAAAAAACUGUCUGAGCAAGAUACGAGGAAGCAACAGAUGAAAGUAAAAAUAACUGAGAGGAAAGAGAAACCUGUUGAUAGCAAGCUGAAGCCAAUUGAAAAUAAGGUAAAAAGCAAUGGGAAAGAGCAAGAAGUCAAAGAUGAUGCUAAAGCAAAGAUUAAGGAGUCAAGAAUGAAAAUUUCUGAUAGCAAAAUAGUUGCGAAAGAUAGGAUGAGGCGUUCAGGAAGUUAUAAAGAAAAUGCCCAAGCUCCAGAUGUGUCUACUAAGGAAAAUAGCAGGCCACCCGAUUAUCCAAAAGAGGGAACUUCCCAAAUGGAAGCUAAAGAAAAAUCGAAAGCCUGUGAUGUUAGAAAAGUAGAAUCCAAAGAAACUGAUCCAGUUGCAUUGCUCAAUGCCAUCAAAGACAUUGUGAGUAUAUAUACAAAGCAGGAGAGCACAAAGAUUCUAAGGGCAAUGCAAGAACUACACUUUAAUUCUCAAGCAAAUCUCAUUAAACAUCUGUUAUGUCAAACAGAUGAUAUAAUCAAUGAGAUGCAUCCUAGCAAAGAUUCCAACAGAGUAAAAGGCCUAGUUGAACAGAAUGAGAAAUUACAAGAGAAUAUUGUUUUCCUACAAAGGAAAAAUGAAGAAUUGCAAAAGAAGUUGGAGGACUAUGAGUUUCUGAAGCAGGAAAACGUUGCACUAAAGUUGAAAUGCAAGGAAUUAUCCAAGCAAUAGCAAAAGUGUACAAUGUUCUAAUACUAUGCACGUACUUAGAAUUUGUUGAUAAAGGGAUAUCCAUUCCAUGUUGAGAUUUGAUGAUUAUCAGCUAUUGAUAUUUUGUAUGAAAAUAUAAAAUGACCAAUUUUGAAAAAUCUAUAAAGUAAAAAAUAUCAAGAAACAUGCUGCUGAAUUUUGAAAAAGAUAUUCCACAUGUUUGCAACAAACAUAAAUAUAUGAUUCUUGAUUGGUAUGGCUGAUUGUAGAUCAUUCAUAAUAAUCUUCAUGUUCCUUCAUAAUUUUCCCUGUUGAAUAAUCGACUGUCAUCAAUUUAUCUAAUUCAUGUCACGUAGUAAGAAUAAUGGGUUUUACCACUAUUUUUUUUAUAUUGUCACGCGUUUUCCUUGUAGAUAUACGUAUCUGUUCGAUUAGACUACAUAAAAUUGUGCUAUUGCGUGUAUGUUGUAAAAUGAUCGUACAUAAUGUAAUGAUUGUAUUUACGUCAUAAAAGUAGUUGGAAAUGCCACAUUUGUUACGCUUACUUUACAACUUUACUUUUAAUACCAAUGGCUGCUAAUUAUCAGGGUAUAAGUAAGAUUCUGCAAAUGUUUUAACUAUAUGAAUGUUUUCCAUAUUGUUGCGUAUCUCAAAUAAGAAGAGAUAAACACGUAUAUUGAAAUUAACAAGACCACAUAUUUUGUAACACUUUUACUCAUAUUUUUUUAAGUGAUAAAAGAUUAAAAAUAUGUUAUGUAGUUCAAAGAGUUUGUGCCUCAUUUAACGCGCGCGCUCCAUAUGUAUUUUAUUCCGCGUUGAUUUGGGGAUAUAGUUAUUGAGCUGAAAAAAAAGAGAUUGUAAAUUUUUGUCAGUAAGAAAACGCUUAAUAAAAUACUUUAUAAUUAAA